Messenger RNA from Plasmopara halstedii, 318 nucleotides. RefSeq lists its product as uncharacterized. The record is from RefSeq and is a predicted model, not a curated record. The transcript has a single exon. The coding region runs from base 1 to 318 and encodes 105 amino acids. Lineage: Eukaryota; Oomycota; Peronosporomycetes; Peronosporales; Peronosporaceae.
AUGGGCGCACCUGACACUUCUUUAGGGCUAAUAAAGGUCAUGGUACCAACGAUAAGGAAUCAACUACAACAACAGCGCAACGGUACUAAGGUGAAUGCUCAAGCUUUUAUAUUUUUCCUUAAAGAAGGGCACCCCUUAGCUUUAUUAUAUGCUGCAUUCGGCGCGGUGUACUCGCCGGCCCUCUUAUUGGCUCAUCUAAAAAAUGAGAACACUCGUUGCGCACCAUGUGAUUUUUCCCCAAUUGACCAUCGUGAGCUCUUUCGGUUAUGUCGGCUCGACUACUCCGGGAUUCUCGACGUGCAUCCGCUACUUCAAUAG